Molecule: messenger RNA, 402 nt
Organism: Mobula hypostoma (lesser devil ray)
Lineage: Eukaryota; Metazoa; Chordata; Chondrichthyes; Myliobatiformes; Myliobatidae
Product: small ribosomal subunit protein eS25-like
Exons: 4
Coding region: 1-402 (133 amino acids)
Cellular component (GO): cytosolic small ribosomal subunit
Molecular function (GO): structural constituent of ribosome
Source: RefSeq, a predicted model, not a curated record
AUGGGGAUGGCAUUCAGCGCGGAAUCGCCAACUAAAGAUGAUAAGAAGAAGAAAGACGGGGCUAAAGGAGGGAAAAAGGACAAGGACCCAGUGAACAAGACUGGGGGAAAAGCCAAAAAGAAGAAGUGGUCAAAGGGAAAAGUACGGGACAAACUCAACAACCUGAUCCUCUUUGACAAAGCCACUUAUGAUAAGCUUUUGAAAGAGGUUCCCAACUACAAACUGAUCACACCUGCAGUUGUCUCUGAAAGACUAAAGAUCCGGGGUUCUCUGGCCAGGGCUGCACUUCAAGAACUCCUUUCAAAGGGUAUGAUUAAGCUGGUAUGCAAACACAGAGCUCAAGUAAUCUACACACGGAACACCAAGGGAGGUGAUGCGCCAGCUUCUGUAGACGAUAUAUAA